Molecule: messenger RNA, 1125 nt
Organism: Phytophthora sojae
Lineage: Eukaryota; Oomycota; Peronosporomycetes; Peronosporales; Peronosporaceae
Exons: 9
Coding region: 1-1125 (374 amino acids)
Biological process (GO): L-phenylalanine biosynthetic process
Molecular function (GO): iron ion binding; prephenate dehydratase activity; oxidoreductase activity, acting on paired donors, with incorporation or reduction of molecular oxygen, reduced pteridine as one donor, and incorporation of one atom of oxygen
Source: RefSeq, a predicted model, not a curated record
AUGACGCGCAUCGAGUCGCGCCCCGCCAAGGGCCACAACAUGAACUACGGCUUCUUCAUCGACUUCGAGGGCAAGCGCGGCGACGCGGCGGUGGACGAGCUCAUGGCCGACCUCGAGCGGAACUGCCUGGACGUCGUGGUGCUGCACGACAAGAAGGUGCCGUGGUUCCCCCGCAAGAUCAAGGAGCUCGACCGCUCCGUGGCCAACAUCCUGGACGCCGGAACGGACCUGGAGUCGGACCACCCGGGCUUCAACGACCAAGUGUACCGCAAACGCCGCAACAUGUUCGCUGAGAUCUCCCAGAAGUACCGCCAGGGAGACCCGAUUCCUCGGCUUGACUACACGCAGGAUGAGAUCAAGACUUGGGGAGUCAUCUACAAGCGCAUGAAGGAGAUGUGGAAGCAGCACGCGUGCGACGAGUUCAACUACAUCAUCCCGCUGCUGGAGAGCAACUGCGGCUACGCCGAGGACAACAUCCCGCAGCAGCAGGAUAUCUCGAACUUCCUCAAGGAGUGCACGGGCUUCACUCUGCGCCCGGUGGGUGGUCUGCUGUCGUCGCGCGAUUUCCUGAACGGCCUGGCAUUCCGUGUGUUCUUCUCGACGCAGUACAUUCGCCACCACUCGAUGCCUCUGUACACCCCGGAGCCUGACAUUUGCCACGAGCUCAUGGGCCACGCGCCGAUGUUCGCGGACCCCGAUUUCGCUGACUUUUCGCACGAAGUUGGUCUGGCCUCGCUCGGUGCGUCGGAUGAAGAGAUCGAGCGACUAGCCACGUGCUACUGGUUUUCUGUUGAGUUUGGUCUCACGAAGCAGCGUGGUGAAUACAAGGCUUACGGUGCUGGAUUGCUUUCGAGCUUCGGCGAGAUGGAGUACGCCUGUGCUACCAACCGCCCUGCGGGUGCUGAUGUGCCGGAGUACCGUCCGUGGGACCCAUUUUCGGCUUGCAAGCAGAAAUACCCCAUCACGACCUACCAGCCCGUUUACUACGUGGCCGACAGCUUGUUUGACGCCAAGGAGAAGAUGCGCGCCUUCUGCGAGGACUUGAAGAAGCCUUUCCAGGCCCGCUACAACCCGUACUCCCAGUCCGUGACGAUUGACCGUGCGGUUCAGCGCGAGCAGAUCUGA